AUGUACUCGAUGCUCUUCCUCGGUGGGGUGGCAGCCGGCGGCAUUUUCAGUGGGACGAACCCGGCGUACCAAGUCUAUGAGAUCCGCCACCACAUCCGCAUGGCGCAGGUCAAGAUGUUCAUCGUGGAACCCGAAGUGCUGGGUCCGAUCCUAGAGGCGGCGGAGCUCGAGGGUCUCACGCGGGACAAGAUCUUCAUCUUCAACACGCGGCCGCAGCAAGACGUGCCCGAGGGGUUCCGGAGCUGGGAAUGGCUCCUGUCGCAGGGAGAGGAGGAUUGGGUGCGCAUCACGGACCUCGACGAGCUGCAGCGCACCGAGGUGGCGCGGCUCAACACGUCCGGGACGACGGGCCUGCCCAAGACGGCCAUGCAGUCGCACUACAACGCGACGUCGUGGCACACGAUGCUGCACGACAUCGCGCGCGUGCCCUGGACGGUGCGCAACCUGUACACGCUGCCGGGGUUCCACGUCGCCACGGUGCCGCUGGUGCACGCCUGCCCGCUGAUCACGGGCGACCAGUGCUGGAUCAUGCGGCGGUUCGAGCUCGAGGGGUUUCUGGCGGCUCUCGAGCGCCACCGCAUCACAAACAUCGGCAUCGUGCCCCCGCUCGUCAUCGCCAUCAUCAUGUCCCCCCUGCGCCACCGCUACUCGCUCCGCUCCCUCCGCCAGGUCAAGUGCGGCGCCGCGCCCCUCGACGCCGCCUCCCAGGAAAAGUUUCGCCGCCUGUGCAGCCCCGACGCCACCUUCACCCAGGUCUUUGGCAUGACCGAGACGACGGGCACCAUCUCCCACUUUUACUACCCGGGCACGGACGACACGGGGAGUGUGGGGAGUCGGUUCCUGCCCAACACGGAUGUCAAGUUGAUCGACGACAAGGGCAACGACAUCACGGCCUACGACGUCCCCGGGGAACUCUGCGUGCGCGGCCCCACCGUCGUCAGGGGCUACUUCAACAACCCCAAAGCCAACGCCGAGGCGUACGACGCCGAGGGCUACCUCAAGACCGGCGACGUGCUGUACUGCGACGGCAAGACCAAGAAGUGGUACAUUGUCGACCGGAAGAAGGUACAUCUCCCCUCACUCUUUUCAGCCCAUCGUCAUACUAAUCACAAGGAUAAUAAGGAACUCAUCAAGGUCCGGGGCUUCCAAGUCUCGCCCUCGGAGCUGGAGGGCGUGUUACUCAUGCAUCCGCGCAUCGUCGACUGCGCCGUGGUGGGAUUCCGCCGUCCGGGCGGGCCGUUGCACGGUGUUGCCGACGAAUUGAUCCGCGCGUACGUCGUCUUCCGGCCCUCGACAUCGACAUCGACAACGUCAUCGCCACCAGAGCCAGAACCGCCCUUGACCGCCGACCAAGUCAAGGCGCACAUCCGCGCCCACCUCGCCAGCUACAAGGCCCUCACGGGCGGCGUGGUCUUUGUGCCCGAGAUCCCCAAGAGCGCCAGCGGCAAGAUCCUCAAGAGGGUCUUUGCCGAGCAGAUCGAGAGGGAGAUGGCGUCGUCGAAGACUGAGGGUCAGGGCGAUGGGGGAAGCCAGAGGGCCAAGUUGUGA
Molecule: messenger RNA, 1548 nt
Organism: Fonsecaea nubica
Lineage: Eukaryota; Fungi; Ascomycota; Eurotiomycetes; Chaetothyriales; Herpotrichiellaceae
Exons: 3
Coding region: 1-1548 (515 amino acids)
Biological process (GO): secondary metabolic process
Molecular function (GO): CoA-ligase activity
Source: RefSeq, a predicted model, not a curated record